UGACAAGAGUCCCUGGCAUACAGUCUACUCCGCCAAUGUCUCAGCUCCAUGACGAGUUUCUCCAGGUACCAAUCAUCUGUUCGGAGAGUCCGGUGAUGAUACAGUUCGUGUCCAACCCCAGCGUGGCCGGCAGCAGCGAUGCACUGUCGGCGUCGCUCAGCGCCUGCCCUUCGGGGAGGUCGGCUUCGGAGGUGGAGAUCGAAGUGCUCUUCCAUGACGCCGACGGCUACGUCUACGACAAUGGCUGCUGCACGGCGUUGCCAGCGUCGGCGUCAUUCCUCGGCUGCGAUGGAGACAGCGAAGACGUCGAGGCGGGCGGGGCAACGGCAGGACUGCUUUGCGCGCCGUCGACGAGGAAUAGGAUGGAGUUCCUGGAGCGCGACGGCAAGGGGGAGCUCAAGUGGAGCGAGAUGGAGCGAAGGUUUGGUCGCUCGUCCUCGUCGCAAGGGAACGCUGCUGGUGAGAAUGAGUCUGCUAGUUUGGCGGAAGAGCCUAUUCUGGUCAAUCAAAACAUCACCAGAUCCAUCAGUCGUUCUUCUAGCCAUGGGAUCAGAAUAGCAUUGGAUAGAUUUUCUUUACCUGUAUGCAUCUCUAGCUGUGAAAGAAACUCAAGUAGCCAUCUCACUGAAAAAGAUAUCAAGCAGGCGAUAAUGUUCAGUUCCUCUUUGAACAAGCUCUCAUUAAGCCAAGACGAAGCAACUGAAUACACUCACUUGAUCCUGGAAGAAAUCCAAACAGGCCAGGGAUUAACAAAGCUGAGCGGAACAAGAAAGGGGACACUGAAUGAUCUCCAACCUACUUGCUGGUCAACACCUAUACCGACCAAACACAUACAAUGUAUGACAUCGGCAGCCAUUGUCUUCUUUCGUGCUCACUGGAGACGAAUCUGGGUAAUUGUCAUGUGGCUUGUAGCAUGUGCUGCACUCUUCACUUGGAAGUUCAUGCAGUAUCGCCAGCGGUUGGCAUUCGAGGUCAUGGGAUACUGCCUGCCAACUGCCAAGGGCGCUGCAGAGACUCUUAAGUUCAACAUGGCCAUUGUGCUCCUACCUGUAUGCCGUAACACUAUCACUUGGCUUAGGAGAAGCCGUAGCAUCAACUCCGUCAUUCCAUUUAAUGACAAUAUUAACUUCCACAAGCUUGUUGCUGCAGGAAUUGUGAUCGGCAUAAUCCUCCAUGGUGGUACUCACCUAUCAUGUGACAUCCCAAGGAUUGCAAUGGCAGAUAAGACCAUCUUUGGGCGCACAAUUGCUGGUGACUUUGGCUAUCACCAGCCAUCAUACAUGGAGAUAGUGACAUCAAUCGAGGGAACAACUGGUAUAGCCAUGGUGGUGCUCAUGCUGAUCGCUUUCCUGCUUGCCAGUAGGCCUUCAAGAAGAAAUCCAGGAUCUCUCCCACCUCUGGUCAGACAGAUUGCGGGAUUCAACGCUUUCUGGUACUCACAUCAUCUGUUCGUUGUUGUUUAUGUUCUCCUGAUUGUGCAUUCCAUGUUCCUCUACCUAGCAAAGGACGUAUCAGAGAAGACGACAUGGGUGUAUGUGGUGAUUCCUGUGAUGAUCUACCUUGGAGAGCGAAUGUUCAGGAUAAUCAGAUCUAUGUCAUAUGAUUCGAAGAUCCUCGAUGCAACGACUUAUCCAGGGAAGGUACUUUCUCUCAGGAUGACAAAGCCUCCAGGUUUUCGCUAUCAAAGUGGAAUGUAUGUCUUUGUACAGUGUCCGCAAGUAUCGAAAUUUGAAUGGCACCCAUUUUCUCUUACCUCCGCACCAGAUGAUGAUCAUUUGAGCAUCCACAUCAGAUCUCUGGGUGACUGGAGCUACCAUGUGUAUGAUAUGUUCCAUGAGGCAUUGCGUCGCAGCAACCUUGACCUGCCAAAAGUAUCCAUUGAUGGCCCAUACGGUGCAGCAUCACAAGAUCACUCGAAAUAUGAAAUUGUCUUGCUAAUAGGGCUUGGAAUAGGGGCAACACCGUUCAUAAGUGUCCUCAAAGACAUUGCUAACGACCUGGAUAAGGAAGGUUGCACAACAAAUCAUCAUAGUGCCAAUGGGCUAAGGAAGGCAUACUUUUAUUGGGUGACAAGAGAGCAAGGAUCCUUUGAGUGGUUUAGGGACAUCAUGAAGGAGGUUUCAGCUCGAGACGGCAAACAGGGUGUGAUAGAGAUGUACAACUAUCUAACAAGCAUCUACCAGGAGGGUGACAAGCGGUCAAUGCUGAUAAGUGCAAUUCAAGCUCUUCAUUUCGCGCGCCAUGGCAUUGAUAUCAUCUCGAAAACUCCAGUUCGUACACACUUUUCGAGGCCAAACUGGCCUAGGGUGUUCCAUGGUCUUGCAAGAAAACAUAUUGGAGAAAGGAUAGGGGUUUUCUACUGUGGGCCAGAUGAUUUGGGAAGACAACUGGAAAGACUGUGCCACAAAAUGAAUAUGAGAACGUUCACUAGAUUUGUGUUUCACAAGGAACAUUUCUAGGAUAGAUAAAAAAAUGAAAUAAAUGUGACAUUCAUGUUUCUUUAUUUUUGUCAAUAAGAACUAGGGCUAGCAAUGCUAGAGCUUGUUAACGUGUGACCGACAUGCAGGCGCUAAUUCUGUAUUUUUCCUCCCACUGUUAAAAAGUCUUGUAAAAUGACACUUCGGACAAGGUAAAAUCUUUUAUUUCUUUAUUACUAGAGGCAAAAUCUUCUAUUGGAUGAGAACUCCUUAGUUGACACCCAUUGGCAUCAAGUAGAGCCUACGCUGAAGCGAGACGGAAUAGGCCAGCCCAGUAAGUGUGACAACCUUUGUAUCUAAUGGAUGAGGCGGUCAAAAACAAUUGAGGCAUUCUGUAGCAGUUUUUCUUGGUUUAUUCAUUUUCCUUCGGUUUU
Messenger RNA from Hordeum vulgare subsp. vulgare (domesticated barley), 2851 nucleotides. Its product is annotated as respiratory burst oxidase homolog protein A-like. Lineage: Eukaryota; Viridiplantae; Streptophyta; Magnoliopsida; Poales; Poaceae. Bases 36 to 2459 code for a protein of 807 amino acids. Gene Ontology annotation, cellular component: plasma membrane. The record is from RefSeq and is a predicted model, not a curated record. The transcript is spliced from 14 exons. Gene Ontology annotation, molecular function: NAD(P)H oxidase H2O2-forming activity.